Molecule: messenger RNA, 2295 nt
Organism: Branchiostoma floridae (Florida lancelet)
Lineage: Eukaryota; Metazoa; Chordata; Leptocardii; Amphioxiformes; Branchiostomatidae
Exons: 4
Coding region: 300-1457 (385 amino acids)
Source: RefSeq, a predicted model, not a curated record
CAGAGCCCACAUAAACAGUGUAGUAUGACCAAACAGGGUUAUAUUACCGCUAGCAACCAGUUCACACCGACACCUUUUAUAAUAUCUGCCUUGUCUUGUGAAGAAAGAAGACACAUCUGGACUACGCAGUUGAAAAACCGUCAAGGACAAGAAGUCUCCUCGAGUGAAAUAUGUGUUACGAGGGAACUAGUACGGAUUUUCCAAGUACGGACGAGUAUAGCAGCCGGCUAAGGAUUGUUAUACCGUUGUCUUAACCCGGAGCGCCCUACAGUAAACAAAAUACGUUUAGACGCUGAGCCAUGACGGGUACAGCAAGUCGAGGCCGCGGGAACUGGCUGACGUCAUUACGGGUCCAGAAGGCGUACCGACUCAACAACAACGAGAACGCACGGUUAAAUAACAGGUAUGGUGCUUUGGAAAAGGAACACAUCUACGCCCUGCGCGGCGUGAACCAAGAAAUACGUCUACUGCGCAUGCUCCUGAACAAAAUACAGGAGUCUAGUGGAAUAAGUCCAGAAGGUUGGAGACCAGAGGAUGACCACCGCGAAUCUCCGAGGAUCCGCACGCCUAGCAUGACCGAUACCCCGCUGUACAUGUACGGGGAUCGCGUGGGCUCCCGCCACGUGAAGAGAACCAACCGCGUCCCCAAGUCCAUGGGACGUCAGAUGAAGGGGAGACACGGAAGCACUGAUGGAGAGCCGGAUUCUCCCGACAUCCAAGAUGGCGACGAAAAGGACCCGGAUGAUGAAAUCCAAGAUGGCGAUCAUCAUCCUGUGGAAAGAGAUGAGACUCGGAAGGAGAGGCCAAGGUCAGUGCGUUUUGCAGGUGACAGAAAUAGAAACGGGACUCCGUCUGUUCACUCAACUAUCCGUGCGGCUACGUCAAAGCCUGCUUUAAAACAUGACACCAAGAAAACAAGUGAUGAUGAUAAAGAGGAAAAAAAUGGCCAGGGAGAAAAUCCAGACAGGGCGUUGGAAAGGAGGCCCUCAGAGAGGAGACUAGCGGACGAAAGACGUAAGUCUCUUUCAAGAGUUCCCAGUGUCCGACGAUUUACGCAAAGUGCAACGCCGGCGCAUGCUCGACACGGCCCGCCGGUUUUCACGCGUGUUCCCGCACAGCACAGGAGACCGGGGACGUCACCGGAGGGCCAACAGAAACACAGGCGGCGGAAAUCGGUCAAGUCCGACCGCUCUUCCGGAGACGAGUCCUCCCGCCCUUCCUCUCCAAUCCUCAGGCGGGAAAAGCUGGUGGUCAAGAUUUGGGACCGAGUUAACCCUCAUGACGCCAAGCAAGAAAUUCACAAGGAGGAAAUCGUGAAAGUGGGCUCAAAGGUGAACAACUUCUUGUCCAUGUUGGAAGACGAGUUCAAAAGGAACGCCGCGGACGAAGCUUUGAGGGAAAGGGAGAGGCUGCGACCGAAAUCAGCUUCUACAGUUUACUCUGAAGAUGGUUGGUGAUGCAGACACCCGUGGCACGUUUCGUUGACAUUCGAAAUGAGUGCACUUCAAACAUUUUCCGAUAGGCGGCGUUUGGAUAAGAAUGAGCAGAAGCCGUGACUCUUAUGGACUAUCAUAGGCAAUAGACUUCUAGUGUAAUAUCUUAGUAAUAUUGAAGUGUGGUCCUCAGGAAAAUACAGACUCUAUUUUCUAGAGCCAAUUUUACAUGUUUCUUAAGACAUUGCUUUUAUCUUAUCGAAGAAGUUAUUCUUAAGAUUUCUUUAAAGGUUAUUGCAAGCGGCUUAUUCUUACUUUAAAAAUGUUUUAUUUUGUAUCUAAAACAUUUGAAUGACAUUUUUCCAUGACAGAGAGCAUUUGAAAGUCAUACGUCAAACGUAUCUUAAGUUUGUGAAUGUACAGUUUCGUGUGGAAGCAAGACAGGGCGUGAAUUGGUGUGAAACUUAUGAAAGAUUAGGCUACAAUUUAAAAGAAUGUUACAAGAUAGCAGAGAAAAUGGCUAGCACUUUAUUACACCCAUGAAAAUAGUUCCUGGCUACAUAUAUGGAAGAGAGUUAUUUGGACGUCAUAUGAUUGCAUCAUAAAGUUUGAGAGCAAGCAUAACAUAUCAUGGGUUUUUCGUUCAGAGACAUUGUAAUUUGUUUAGUUUCAUUUCUAUUCGUAUCACUUUCUCAGGGUUGGACUUUAGAGACCGAUUUAUAUGUUUUGUGUGAUAUGAAUAUUCUUUUCGAUUUGCAGCAGUUAUUUUUAUCUAUAUAAUAUAGUAUAUAUAUGUAUGUAAACAAACAAGUUCUCACGAACUAAAACUUUGACGUGAUUAAAGAUAUUCUGUACAACUGUU